Molecule: messenger RNA, 537 nt
Organism: Parathielavia appendiculata
Lineage: Eukaryota; Fungi; Ascomycota; Sordariomycetes; Sordariales; Chaetomiaceae
Exons: 2
Cellular component (GO): membrane
Source: RefSeq, a predicted model, not a curated record
AGAGUUCGUUCGCCAAGAUUACCAAUCACCAUGCGCGCCGUGUCGCGAAUCGUCCAGUCAAUCCUGCGCGUGUGGCAGUUGAUCUGCUCCAUCAUCGUGCUCGGCAUCCUCGCCCGCUUUCUGCACCUGCUCUCGCAGGCGGGCGCGGCCAAGGAUGGGCGCAUCGUCUACGGCAUCAUAUUGGCGUCCAUCAGCACGCUCUUCUCGAUCGUCUUCAUGGCCCCUUUCAUGCACUCGUUCCUCGCCUGGCCGGCCGACUUUGCCCUGUUCAUCAUGUGGCUGGUCCUCUUCUGCCUCUUGAUAACGCGCACCGGCACACACACGUGCUCCGGGGCCUGGUUCUCGAACUACUGGGGGUUCUACUGGGGCGGAUGGCGGAGGGUAACGCCGUUUGGGACCACCGGAUGCGACUACUGGCGAACAGAUCUGGCCUUCUCCUUCAUGGCCAUGUUUGCCUUUCUCGUUACCACCAUCCUGGUAAGACCAUCAUCACCCCUAUCUACCAGUGUCAUCAAUAUCGUCUGGUAUUCGACCUGA